GAGAAAAAGAAAGCAAAAUUUGAACAUUGAUUGGGUGCGAACAAAGAAAACGUUGCCGUUGCUCUCUCAAUUUGUGGUUUUCCUUUCGUUGCUGUGCUUGUAUUGUGAUUUGUAUCGAAGAAGAUGGGUAGCAGAAAUGUCGGUGGUCAGGUCACAGCAAUGGGAAAGAGACAAUCCGAUUUGAAAAAGUCUUUCAACCUCGCCGUCCGCUCUCUUCUCACUACUUGUUCUGCCCAGGAAUUCAGCAAAGCAUUUCCAACUUUUACUAAUGUCGAGCAACAACGUCUCCACCAGCUUUUUAUUCAGGUCAUUACCUCUUUGCAUGGGAAUGUUGAGGAUGAAUUUGAGUCUUUAUGCCGUGAAACUCAGGUAGGAGAUGCCCUUGAUACUGUGGAGCAACUUGUGGAAGAACAAUCUCUUGACUCUUUGUUUUCAGAGAGGACUAAUGUAAUGGAUGCAGUGCACAGUUUGUUAACUGCAAAGAAAGCCGAGAUCCAUUACUUAAGAGGCCUGUUGGAAAGGGCUGAAGAACAUAAACGGCUCAUUCAAGCUCGGGUGGACCUACUUAAGAAUAAUACACAAGAAGUCUUGGACACAAAACAUGUUGUUGAGAAGUUGAGAGGUGGAAUUUUAAGUUACAGGGGAACCUAAAACGUAGUGCUUUAAAUGGUCCGCAGCUGGUGGUGCUAUCAAGAUGUAUCUUCGACUGCCGUGGCAUGAAGUGGUUGAUAAUUACACCAACAUGUAUUUAUCGCAAGAUGUCGUUAAAGAUUCAUUGCCAUGGCAAUAUAUACAUAAUUUAGAUAUGAAUGUGUAGUAGCAAAGUUUUCAGUUUCACUGCUGCCGUUGCCUGUUGGUGUACGUGUAUGAGCUUCCAGUUUGCC
Messenger RNA from Hibiscus syriacus, 884 nucleotides. RefSeq lists its product as uncharacterized. Bases 124 to 651 code for a protein of 175 amino acids. Gene Ontology annotation, biological process: chromosome segregation. The record is from RefSeq and is a predicted model, not a curated record. The transcript is spliced from 8 exons. Lineage: Eukaryota; Viridiplantae; Streptophyta; Magnoliopsida; Malvales; Malvaceae. Gene Ontology annotation, cellular component: MIS12/MIND type complex.